CUGGCGUGCUGUCACUGGAGGCUGUGUGAAGGAACGCUGUCGUCAGUCAGUCGGUCGGCCUACACUACUACCAAUUGGGCACUCCCCACGGGGCCACGGGGGGGCCGGCUCCAGUAUGGGUCUCGCUCCCUUCACGCGACAGUCACAUGCAAAACUGCCAGGCCCAAUCCUAGUGACCCCAAGCCUCCGUGUCCGUCUGACAUCCAGGGCUCCGGGCCGAAACAUCAUCAUCCUCACCUGACCCCGACAUCUUUAUUAUUGUGAUCUGGCUUGUCUUUUCUCUCUCUUUUACCUUCCCUUGCCUGUUAUCAUCAUAUUCUUUGUUACUAUAGACGAACCUCUCAAGCACACCCAAUACCGCCACGUGCCGUGUCUUGACCCAGACACUUUUGUCUCCGUCUCUGGCCACGUUAACAAGCGCAAUUGUACCUCCGUUUCUCAUCUGGUGCCAGGCAUGGCUGUGUGCGCUGGCUUGCGGCCUAUAUGAAUGUUGCUUAACCGUACCUGUCACUCAUAAGCAGCGGGACCCCGAAACAUUGCAAACUGCAUCCCGCUUGGCGAUAUUCUCUCCCGUUAUUCGAAAGGCCCGGGGCCGGGUUCAAGGCACACUUGGCCUGGAGACAUCCAAAUUCGUAUGAUCCGGGCGCAGCGCCUGAUCACCAAGCAUCAUGUUGGAUCAUGUCCUGGGACGGCCGUCUGCCAAGUCGCGAAGACUUCAGGUCUUGGCUGUGCUGGCCUUCUGGUCAGCAUACCUCUUCAAAGGCCAUAAGCACGGCCCUCCGCUUGUGCGACUCUACUCGAAGCUCUGUUCCAGGAAACUGACAGCAUGGCAACUUGUCGUCGUAACCAUGACAUUCCUCUACGCCGGCCGCAAUUUCAGCACUCUGGUCGGUCUGGCUAGCCCCGAGCCGCUAUCAAACAUGUACGACCCGGCCUACUUCCGAGCCACUUGGAUCUUGACCGCUCUUGAUGCCGGGUUUUGGACCGCCAUGAAGAUCAAAUCCAAGUGGCUGAGGGACUUGUCGAGCGUCGUCUUCUCGAUAUUCUACCUAUUCGCCGCCGAAAAGGCCGACGAGAAGGUGCGCAAGGUUCGGUCGAACCUGACCGUUGAGCACCUGAGGAUCAGCUGGAACAAGGGCAUCAGCCCAUACAUAGACUUCUUCCAGAAGCUCAUGCGCCCGCGAUAUUCUCGCUGGCCCCCGCGCGCUAUUCGCAUCCCGAGGCCGUCCACCAGCGACUACAAGGAGCCUGUGGCAGCCUGGCUGUAUUUUGACGGUCCACUAUCAGAACUGGAGCACCAGAAUAGGGUCGUGCUGGACCUGCCAGGAGGCGGCUUCGUCGCCAUGGAUCCCCGCUGUAACGACGACAAACUGCUCUCGUGGGCGUCCAAGACAGGGCUUCCUGUGCUCAGCAUAGAUUAUCGGAAGGCGCCGGAAUACCCUUUCCCCUACGCCUUGAAUGAGUGCUACGACGUCUAUGCCACCCUCAUGAAGACCCGCGGGCGCUGCAUCGGCAUGUCUGGCAAAGAGACGCCCAAGGUCGUUGUCACAGGUGACAGUGCAGGUGGCAAUCUCGCGACCGCCAUGACUUUGAUGAUCAUAGAAGGUGGGCUCUUCCCAUCAAGCCACUUUCAGGGUCAAGCCGGCCUGCCGAUCCCCGAUGGCCUGGUCUUGUUCUAUCCGGGACUUGACAUGAAUAUUGGGAACUGGAUGUCAGACGAGCAAAUGGCCUUGAUUCAAGACCGGAGAAUGCGGUCAACUAAUAAGGCCAUCGCUCGCCGCAAGAGUAUGCAAUACAACAAUCUCGUCGGAACCCCGCACCACUCUGAUGACGAGCACGAUUCACCGAAAUAUGUGGUCCACCCACCAGACGACGGGACCAAGGAGUCGAAGCAGCUGGCGAACUCGGAAGGAACUCGCACGCCGCAGCCCGAAUAUGCCCAUGCGACCCCGACGAAAUGGAGCAAAACGAGCAAAGGAAAUCGAUCAUCACAACCAGAAUCGUCGGCCGUCAGCAAACGGGCCGGCAGUACCUCGUAUCAUUCAGAGCCCCUCCAGACCAGGCUGGCCAUGUCUUCCAUGCUAUCCUACUUCAAUGACCGCGUCCUGGCCCCUGAAAUGAUGCGGGCCAUGAUCAUUUUGUAUAUCGGCCCGCACAAUCGGCCGGAUUUCAGUCAAGACUACUUACUAUCGCCCAUACUUGCCCCAGACAUGCUCCUCGCCCGCUUCCCAAAGACAUACUUCUUGACAGGUGAGCGCGACCCACUGGUGGAUGAUACUGUCAUUUUUGCCGGCCGCCUGCGCCGCGUCAAAGCCGCCAUGCAUGCAUCGGGAGGGCAGAGGUUGGAUUACAUGGAGUCAGACGCCCUGGCUGCGGGAUUCAACGACAAAGAUGUCGCAGAGGUGAACCUGAUACCAGGCACGUCGCACGGGUUCCUGCAAUUCCCUACCAUCUACCCUCCGGCGUGGAAGCUCAUUGAUCGCUCCGCCGGGUGGAUCGAGGAGGCUUUUGCGUCGAGUGAAAAGCGCGAGCGCGAGAGCCGGAGGCGCACGGCCAAGAAGGCGGCCGAGGGCUCGGGGAGGCACCACAUGCGGGCUGAGUCGAGUGGCGACGAGGGGCUGCUGGAGAUCGGAAUGACCAGGGCGAGGGGCAAGCCGGCGUCGAAUGGUGUCAAGACUAAUGGCAAGGACGGUGCGGCGGUUGUCGAGGCUCAAAAGGCCAAAGAUGGCGAGGCAGAUGGUGAGGAUUCUGACAGGAAGGGGAAGAGGAGAGCCAACGCCCGGGCUAAGAAGGACUCGCUCAACAGGCUGGCCAGCUCCGAUGAUCUCCUCGGGCGGAGGAUGCACGGCCUUGCCGGUGGCUUGACUGGCCUGGCGGAGGAGGACUGAAGAACAUGACUGUCAGUGCGGGAUUGUAUGAAGUACACGUCCUCAAGGCCAACCGCGAGGUGGGCAUGGCAGAGAUUUGUGCUUAUACUGAGCCAAGCAAUAUCCUUGUUGUUACCAGCACACAUCAUCGCCCUUUCUUCUCCAUACACGUCAAGCUCGAGUAAAGAAUUAGAACUACACAGUACAGCUGAAUAUUUAGCAGAGAUCAAGAUGCAGUGGCUUACGCCGGUUAUGUCAUUGUGUUUACCUCAAACAAUGGUGUGAGGGUGCAGUUUACUGGCCUCGCGCAACAACAUG
Messenger RNA from Diaporthe batatas, 3185 nucleotides. RefSeq lists its product as uncharacterized. The record is from RefSeq and is a predicted model, not a curated record. Lineage: Eukaryota; Fungi; Ascomycota; Sordariomycetes; Diaporthales; Diaporthaceae. Gene Ontology annotation, cellular component: cytosol. Gene Ontology annotation, molecular function: triacylglycerol lipase activity; sterol ester esterase activity. Bases 669 to 2888 code for a protein of 739 amino acids. Gene Ontology annotation, biological process: triglyceride catabolic process. The transcript has 2 exons.